This is a messenger RNA of Bacidia gigantensis, 375 nucleotides long. RefSeq lists its product as uncharacterized. The record is from RefSeq and is a predicted model, not a curated record. Lineage: Eukaryota; Fungi; Ascomycota; Lecanoromycetes; Lecanorales; Ramalinaceae. The transcript is spliced from 2 exons. The coding region runs from base 1 to 375 and encodes 124 amino acids.
AUGGCCGCCCUUAAUGCUUUUAUCCCAGAAAUAGGAGAAGGGGUGGCAGAUGGAGAGGCCGACGAUCUGACCGGCAACACAAGUGAGGAUCACGAAAGCUCCGACCGCGUAGAUCCAUUGGCGAUAAGUCUUCGUGGAGAAGACUCGGAGAUAGAAGCAGAGGAUCGACAGCUUGGGGAACAGGAUGGAGAAGUUGUAGAUGAAUUCUUCGGCUUUGUCAAGCUUGAUCCAUCGGACGACGACGUUUGGCUGAAGCGCAAACAUGUGCCGGCCUGCUCCAGCGUGCGCGACUUACCUGAGCCGACUACGAUAUGGCCCAUGCAGAAAAUGUACGCUGGUAUCAUGUGGUAUACAUCCCAGCCUUUUACGGUGUGA